Molecule: messenger RNA, 4177 nt
Organism: Cryptomeria japonica (Japanese cedar)
Lineage: Eukaryota; Viridiplantae; Streptophyta; Pinopsida; Cupressales; Cupressaceae
Product: protein RRC1
Exons: 17
Coding region: 375-3578 (1067 amino acids)
Biological process (GO): RNA processing
Cellular component (GO): nucleus
Molecular function (GO): RNA binding
Source: RefSeq, a predicted model, not a curated record
ACUAAGUGCAUGGACAGAACGCAAAUGCCCUUCGAAGGCCUGGAGAGUGGUGGUUUUACUAACUAGGGUUCAAUCCGCUAGGUGAAAAACAGCCGCAUUCGACCUUCGCAUCUUUUCACAGGUCAAGUGGUACAAAAACAAUCAAUAUUGAAUGAAAAACGCCCUUUCAUUUUCUGGCUCACCUCCGAACAGUUGGCUAACACCACCUUAAAAGACCACUCGUUUGCGGUUAACCAAAUGGUUUACCCGGUCUAGUCUUUGGCCUUAACCCGAAAGCUUUUCAUUUUACUUGUUUUCAUGCUUUGCGCAAUCGAGGGCAUCGUUUAUAUUCAUAGCCAUUUGGCAACAUCGCCCUGGUACUGUUUGAUGAGAAGAUGACUUCAUUCUCUGUGAUUCGGAAGAAGACCCCUUUUCAAAAGCAUAGAGAAGAAGAGGAGGCUAAGAAAAAGAGAGCAGAUGAAGAAGCAGCUCGCUUGUAUGAAGAGUUUGUGGAGUCUUUCAAGGCAGAUGAUGUACCCGGUGCCAAAGCAUUUGUACGGGGAGGAACUAUCAAUCCUGAUGAUCGGUCAAAGGCUGGAAAUGAAGGUUUGUGUGAAUAUUUAGUCAGAUCUUUUGUUGCCCUAUUGGUCUGUUUCCACCUUGUUAACAAAGGGGUUUUUUUUAUUUAUUUCAUAAUAACAGGCGUGUCAUCCAAAGAUGGGGCUUCUGGUUCAAAGAAAGGAAGCAGAUAUAUACCUUCAUUUAUACCUCCUGGUUUGGCAGCUGCAAGUGGUAAAUCGAAGGAUUUGGAGAAAAAGAAAGAAGAGGAGAAAACAAAGGAAAGGGAGAAAGGUAAGUCACGCAACAUAGAUCAUUUCAUGGAAGAAUUAAAGGCUGAGCAGGAGUUGAGGGAGAAAAGAAAUCAGGAACGUGGUCAUCGACAAAGAGAGGGCAGGCAAAUAGAUAACCCUUCAAGUCGUUUUGAUGAGCUCCCAGAUGAUCUUGAUCCAUUUGGAAAAUUGCCGGGAUCAAUUGAUGAUGGGGAUCCUCAGACAACUAAUCUUUAUGUUGGAAAUCUAGCUCCUCAGGUGGAUGAAAAUUUCCUUCUACGAACAUUUGGACGAUUUGGUCCCAUUGCUAGUGUUAAGAUAAUGUGGCCAAGAACUGAGGAGGAACGUAGAAGGCAACGCAAUUGUGGCUUUGUUGCAUUUAUGAAUAGGGAAGAUGCUCAAGCAGCCAAUGAUGAAAUGCAGGGUGUUGUAAUAUACGAUUAUGAACUAAGAAUUGGCUGGGGUAAAUCUGUGUCACUUCCAUCUCAGGCUCUUCCUGCUCCACCGCCAGGUCAAAUGGCUUUCAGAACUAAAGAGGGUGGUACAGUGGCUUGGUCGGGUUCUGGUGCUCCAACUCCUGUUGUCUCAAGUCAGGCUGCUGAGGUGGUUGUAACUCCCAAUGUUCCAGACAUAGAAGUGAUACCUCCUGAAGAUGAGCAUUUGCGUCAUGUAAUCGAUACAAUGGCUAUGUAUGUGCUUGAUGAUGGAUGCCCUUUUGAGCAAGCUAUCAUGGAAAGAGUACGAGGCAAUCAAUUGUUCGGGUUUUUAUUUGACCUUGGAUGUAAGGAGCAUACUUACUAUGUGUGGCGGCUAUAUUCAUUUGCUCAGGGGGAUACUCUUCAAAGGUGGCGAACAGAACCUUUCAUCAUGAUUACUGGAAGUGGGAGAUGGGUACCACCACCUUUACCACAACAAACACUUACAAAGAGUCCAGAACAUGAGAAAUCCUCAGCUGCAACUUACGCGGCUGGUAGAAGCAGAAGGCUGGAUCAGGAGCGUGCCUUAACAGAUAGCCAAAGAGAUGAAUUUGAAGACAUGCUGCGAGCUUUAACCUUGGAAAGAAGUCAGAUAAAAGAAGCUAUGGGGUUUGCCUUAGACAAUGCUGAUGCAGCUGGCGAGGUAGUUGAAGUACUUACAGAAUCCUUGACACUGAAGGAAACCCCCAUUCCAACCAAAGUGGCAAGGCUUAUGCUAGUUUCUGAUAUACUUCAUAACAGCAGUGCUCCUGUAAAAAAUGCAUCUGCAUACAGGACAAAGUUUGAAGCAACUUUACCUGACAUUAUGGAAAGCUUUAAUGACUUGUACAGAAACAUCACUGGCCGGAUAACUGCAGAAGCUCUGAAGGAGAGAGUGUUGAAAGCUCUCCAGGUCUGGUCAGACUGGUUUCUAUUUUCGGACACUUAUGUGAAUGGACUGAGAGCUACUUUUCUUCGGCCUGGAAAUUCAGGUGUACUUCCUUUUCAUUCAAUAUGUGGAGAUGCUCCUCCAGUAAAGGAUCCAUAUAAUUCAGAUAGUUCUGCUAUGGAGAUGGCAACAGUGGAACCAAAUCAAGAUGCUGCUCUUGCCAUGGGCGAAGGUGCAGCAACUCGGGAAUUGUCUAGUAUUCCUCUUGCAGAACUUGAAAGAAGAUGUAGACAUAAUGGCCUAUCAAUUCGGGGUGGUAGGGAGGUUAUGGUCACACGAUUGCUCAGCUUAGAUGAGGCAGAGAAGCUUGCUAGAGAAAAUGAUGGUUAUUUAAGACCAGAAGAGGGUAGGUGGGGCACAGGAGAGAGAAAAAUCAUCCAUGAAGAUGAUAGGGAGUAUAUGUCAAGGUCUAGGCAGAGUAUCUUGGGGACACGAGAAGAACAAUUGAUGAGUAAGACAAAUGCUGCUUUUGGAACAUCGCUGCAAACUCCUGUUACCUUGAACCCAAAGUUGACAAUUCCACAACCAGAGCUAAAACCUUUUACAAGCAAGAGUAUGGAUACACAUCCUGUUUUACAGGCUUCAAAGUGGACCCGUGAAGAUGAUGGAACUGAUGCAGAGGAUAAACCUGAAGUUAAGGACCUUGGCUUGAAUUACUCUUCUUCUGGUAGUGAGGAUAUAUUUGGGAGUUCUGGGAAUGAUGAGAAAAGAGAAGCAACUGCAGACAGCUAUGCUACUGCUAUUGGUGGUUCUGGAAUGGAUGAAGCACGCAGACAAAAGCUUCGCCAGUUAGAGGCUGUAAUCAUAGAAUAUCGUGAAUCACUUGAAGAGCGUGGGACUAGAAAUGCGGAAGAAAUUGAAAGAAAAGUUUCUGCCUAUAGAAAGAGAUUAGAAGCUGAGUAUGGGUUAACAGAUUCUUUGAAUGGAAAAGGCAACAAAUUAGGUUCUGGAAGCUACAGGCAUUCAUCUCGGAAGGCAGAGAGAACUUCUCUGGAACAGAAAGACAGGCGAGAUAAUAGUGGGGAUUCAUCUUCAAAGAAGCGUAGUCGCAGUCAGAACAGUAGCAAGAGUCCUUCACAUAGAUUAAUUAGAGACACGGAAAGGGAAAACAGCGAGAAGGGCUUUGAUGGGGACGGGGACCGAGAUCCUGAUUCAAAUUCUGUUCGUCGUGAACGAAAUCGUAGUAGAGAUAAGCAUCAUGAUUCUGAUGCCGAAAAAGGGAGGGAGAGGAGUGAAAGUAGGGAGUGUGACAACAAAGAAUGGGAUAGAGACAGAGACAGGGAGAAGAGCAAGGGAAGAGAGAGGGAUAGGGAUCAGAAUAGAGAGAGGGAUAGAGAUAGAGAGAAGAGGAGCAGAAGAAGCUAAUCUUCUUAACAUUUCUCUGGGGCUGAGAUAUCCUCAGAAAUUUUAUUUAUAAGGCUAUUAUAUCAUAAGUUUUCGGAGAGUGAUCUAUAUAAGAGUGUUUGCUUGUUUGUUUUCUCACUUUUGCAUUGAAGGUUUUGAUUUGAGUUGUAACCCCUAGCCUGCUUGAUUAAUGCAGAAUCCAGUUAUGGAAAUUGAAAUUUGUUGCAUUUCUUGUGUAAUAGAAUAUGAUUCUUGUGUGACAAACUUUGGAUCUUGUGUACAAAAAUAUAUCUUAGCAUAUUGUCUGGUCUUUAUAGGUGCUACUGAUAAUAUUUCUCUAGCACAGAAUAGACGAUAAUUUUCCUUAAGCCUCAAGGGCCUUUAUCAGCUUGCUUAAUGUUCCAAAGGACGAUUCAGAUUUCCAGGGUCUACACCAUGAACUAAUCUGAUAUAUACUUGCUUUACUUGGAGUCAUCAACAGCUAUAACUCAUUCUCAAAAAUUUAGUGCUGCUCAAUUGACCUAGGCACAAAAUGAGUGUGUAUGCUAAAGAAAGUCUGUUGUACAUUUGUCCAUAAUUGCAGGAGGCGCCAACAAUCAAUAUCAAUUACUUUCCUUGUU